Messenger RNA from Guyanagaster necrorhizus, 402 nucleotides. RefSeq lists its product as uncharacterized. The record is from RefSeq and is a predicted model, not a curated record. The transcript has 6 exons. The coding region runs from base 1 to 402 and encodes 133 amino acids. Lineage: Eukaryota; Fungi; Basidiomycota; Agaricomycetes; Agaricales; Physalacriaceae.
AUGACAAUCAGAGACUUUACAUUUGUCUGCCCUACUGAAAUUCUGGCCUUCAAUAAUACUCUAGACAAGUUCAUGGCUAUUAACACCAAGGUUAUUGCACUCUCACUUUGCCUGGGUGAACCAGUCCCACAAGGAGGCAUACUUUUCAAGGAGAGCAUUACUUUCUGUGAUCUCUUUAUCAUUGAUCUGAAGAGUAUCUUCAAGUAUUUUGCCACCCUUAACAUACUUCUCAUACUCUAUUUUGUUAAUGUCUCAUCUCUAAAAGAAAAAUGCACACUUGUGUCAGAAGUUGACUUAGAAGGCUCUGCUAAGAAGAGAGUAAAACAGAGAGAUUAUAAAAUAGAUGUGUCAAUAAGCAGCUGGUGGACUGAUAUCAAGAAUAUUGCCUCUGAGCUAUUAUAA